Messenger RNA from Papaver somniferum (opium poppy), 2435 nucleotides. Its product is annotated as transcription factor MYB3R-5-like. The record is from RefSeq and is a predicted model, not a curated record. Bases 186 to 1970 code for a protein of 594 amino acids. The transcript has 10 exons. NCBI's taxonomy places the organism in Eukaryota, Viridiplantae, Streptophyta, Magnoliopsida, Ranunculales, Papaveraceae. Gene Ontology annotation, molecular function: DNA-binding transcription factor activity, RNA polymerase II-specific; RNA polymerase II cis-regulatory region sequence-specific DNA binding. Gene Ontology annotation, biological process: regulation of DNA-templated transcription. Gene Ontology annotation, cellular component: nucleus.
AGAUUUUCCACAUCUAAAUCUUCUUCUUCUUCUUCUCUUCACUGCUCCGCUCUCUCUCCAUCAGUUUCCCGCGAUUAAAAACCCCAGGAGAUUUAGAAGAUUCAAUCGCUUAUUCAACUGUUUAUGAACCCUGAAAAUCAAGGUUCGGUUAUUAAUUAGUUGGAGAGUUAAUUUGGUGGAUAAAUAUGGAAGAUGUUAAGCAAGAGGAGGGGAAUUCAAGUGUGACUAAAGAAGUUACGGCUGCUGCCCCUUCAAGUUCGUCUGUUUCGGAUAGUAGUUCUGAUACAUCACUUCCUAAGCCGGCCUUUGUUAAAGGCAGUUCUCUGAUAUCGAAAAGGACAACAGGUCCAACCAGAAGGUCGAAAAAAGGGGGAUGGACGGAGUCAGAGGAUAGUAUGUUAACUGCCGCAGUCAAAACGCACGGCGGGAAAAAUUGGAAGAAAAUUGCUACUUGUUUCAAAAAUAGGACUGAUGUUCAGUGUCUCCAUCGCUGGCAGAAGGUUCUUAAUCCAGAACUCGUUAAAGGACCAUGGACCAAACAGGAAGAUGAUCUUAUCCUUGAGCUGGUUGGAAAAUAUGGCUCUAAGAAGUGGUCUAUUAUAGCACAGUCUUUACCAGGUCGGAUAGGCAAGCAAUGUCGAGAAAGGUGGCAUAACCAUUUAAACCCUGCUAUAAAGAAAGAUGCUUGGACCCAUGAGGAAGAGAUGACUCUUAUACAUUACCACCAAAUUUAUGGUAAUAAAUGGGCAGAAAUAGCAAGGUUCCUACCUGGAAGGGCUGAUAACUCGAUAAAGAAUCAUUGGAACUGCUCAGUGAAGAAAAAAUUGGAUUCAUAUUUACCUUCAGAUCUACUUAAGAUAAAUCCUGGUGUACUCAAUCAUGAAAAUGUGAGGGUUGAUACGACCAUGCAGGGUCCUGGGCGAACAUAUGCUUUUGAUACAAAAAUGUUACCAGUUAGUAGACCUGGAAAUCAUUUGGUAAAUUUAACUCUUGGAAAUUCUAAUGGUGGACGAAAUGGAGAACAAAUGCAACCUUUUCAGACCAUUGAAUCUAGAGCCUUGCAGAAACAGGUCGCAUUUGCAACAAAACCAAUCCAAGGUGCUGAUAGAAGUGCUACUGGAGGCAUUCCUCCCAAAGAUUUGAAGCUCUCCAUUUUCAGUCUUUCACCACCUGGGCAACCUUCGGAGCAUGUUACUUCAACGCCUCCUCAUUUUCUUUCCUUGGAUCCAAAUCCCUCUGAUACUAGAAAAAAUCAAGCUGUUUUUACUGAGGAUGAAUCAGCUACUACUGCAAAGAGGUUUCCCGAAACUCCUAAAAGGGCAAAAUAUUGUUCUACCCCAAAUGUGGCAUCUGAGCAUGGGGAUUACAGAGAUCAUGAUGGUAGGCAAAGCAAAGUCUUCAACGCGUCGCCAAGUCACGAUGGUACUGGUUAUGGAGGAUUGUAUUAUGAACCACCCCAGUUGACGAGUUGCGAUAUUCUCUCUGAAAAUAGUAGAUUCCUAAAUUCAAGAAGUCCAGUUUGUUCUACACCACCUAGCCGCUUGCGGAAUUUUUCUGUAGAUGCCAGUAGUCCCGAAGCUGUGUUAAGGAGUGCAGCAAAAAGUUUCAAAAAUACCCCUUCCAUCAUAAGGAAACGUGGACGUCAGAUAUGUGGCUGGGCUCCAUAUGCAUGUGAUUCUGAUGGCGCUUGCACACCAGAAGUGAGAACUCAUGGUUUCAGUGACAUAAAUGGUUUUAUGGAGUCAAGCCCACAUGCACAUAGUGGUCGAGAAGAUCUCAACAGUAGAGAUCUUCUAAAUGUCAAGUGGCUUUCUCUCUCGACUCCAAAUGCUUUGGAACAUGAAGCGGCUGCCACUGUAAAAUCUGUGCGCUUGGAACAUGCGUUUGAUAUGGAAUGUGAUGACUCCAGAGCUGUUAGGCACUCAGACACGUCUUCAAGAGACAUCAAAUCGGGCUCAAUCAGAAGUUAGUGAUUCUUGAUUCUAGAGCGAAUUGCAACUACAAAUUUCUAUUUUGUAAUCAUUGUUACGAGGAGGAUCCACCUUCACGUGGUAUUUAUUGUAAAGCGGGAUUUUUGUUGCCCUUGCUAGAAUUUUCAUGUGGUAAAGCUUCAUGCUGGACUUGCUGUCUAGCGGCAGAGCAUCCAUUAGCUAGUGAAGAUUAUGAUAGCGCAGGGUAUACGACUCAAACGAGCCCUUUUCCGAAGGAAUGGUGGUCAAAAGUUUUUGGGCAGAAACGUUUACUGUUCUAAUUUUUUAGGUCGGGACACCAAAAAGUAGUCUAUAUUUCUUAUAGAAUUAUCUUUAUUAAUAAUCUAUGUAAAUUUGUACAGACAUUAACAUUAUAAAUUAUUUUGCUAACCUUAUAUUUAUCUUUGCGUUUAUACGAAUACAAUAAAAGCAAAGAAAGGAUGCUAGAUUAUUCUUUAUGAGUUA